AUGAACUACGAUCUGCAAGUCACUCCAGAGCACAAGCUUGAAGUAGGGGGAACAAGCGAUGGAGAAAGGCCAAGCAUUGGGCCAGCAACCCAGCAAAACCUGGCCUCGAAGAUCUUCUCUUUAUGCUGUUGGGACUGUGAGGAACCCGUCGUCGAGAGCUCCCAGGUUCCCAGUCAAACUCAGGGGAGCCAGCCACAAAUCUACAGUCAGCAGACUCAGAAGAGUGAGUUAGGCAGUGAAGAUCUCAAGCACACUAAAAAACAGUCCGUCAUCGGUCAAGAAAAGAAAUACUCCACCAGCAGCAGUGAAUUUGAAGAGCUGACUGCGUACAAUAUACAAACUGGAUACCCUAAAAAGAAUCUAAGCCGCUACUACCAGGAGCACUGGAACUUCCAGCCGUGCCUCAUGGGGAGACCCUGA
Molecule: messenger RNA, 420 nt
Organism: Psammomys obesus (fat sand rat)
Lineage: Eukaryota; Metazoa; Chordata; Mammalia; Rodentia; Muridae
Gene: Tex48
Product: testis expressed 48
Exons: 5
Coding region: 1-420 (139 amino acids)
Source: RefSeq, a predicted model, not a curated record